AGCACCAGAAACAGGGAAGUGUGUUUAUUUAUCAUAAGUUGUGUUCUUGUUCAUUUUAUGACCCAUUUGUAUACAAAAAUGUCAAUAGAUAUUCAAGGAACGUUUGUUUCUCAAAAAAUAAAUAAAGUCAGAUGGAUUCCUGAAGAUUAUGCUGAAACAAAAUGUUUUCUCACCGGUAGUUGGGAUGAUGAGGUCAACUUAAUAACAGUUUGGACUUUUGAAAGUGUUAACGAAGACGAAGAGGUAGAAUAUCCUCGUGCCCUUACCAAGUAUCCAGUAGAUGAUGAUGUUACACAAAUAAAAUUCACGGAAAAAAACAAAAUAGCCGUUUCAAUAUCUAAUGGUGAUGUAAAAAUACUUGAAAUUAGUGCUUAUGAUAAACAAACACCACUUAAAGAAAUAUUUUCUUGGAAGUCUUUACAUAACUACGGUAAUACAAAAUGCUCUGCAACAUCUUUGGAUACAUAUGAAGGAGACAUAGCUAGUAUUGGUGAGGAUGGCAAUGUGAACAUAUUGAGUGGCCGAAGGGGUGAAGUCAACCGUACAAUCAAAGGGGCUGAUAGCUGUUCAUUGCAUUCCAUUUGUUAUUUAAAACACACAGAGGUUAUAACAGGUAACAUUCGAGGCCACAUCAAAAUUUGGGACCUUCGAUCUGAAGUAGACAAACCCGCUGCAUCAUUCUUACUAGCUGGAGAUGAGUUAGCCGCGACAUGCAUCAUCAAUCAUCCAACACAACCUCAUAUAGUACUAGCAGGCAGUGAAUCAGGAUCUGUUGCUAUUUGGGACCUACGCAUGAACACAUUUCCUACAUCCCUCCUUAGUGCACACACAGGUGGAGUUACCGAAAUGCAAUUCCACCCAGAAAAUCCCCAGAAAUUACUAACUUGUGCAGUUUCGGGUGAACUGUGGGAUUGGAACAUGGAAACAAUUACAAAAAGCACUAAAGGACCAGACAACCAGCUGGUAUGGAUGCCUUUACAAGAUAAAAAUACAAUGAUGAUUAACUCUUUAAUGCCAUCAUUUCAUCAAGCUCUGAACUCUUUAGAUUGUGAAAAGGGAAGGAUUUUAUGUGGAGCAGAUAAUGAGGCAGUAUAUUUGAUAAAGAAUUUGAAGUAUUGAUUGUCAUUAUUAUGGUAUUAAAUGAUUUUAAUGAUGAAUCCUAAUACUACUCAUAAAAAUAAUUUAAUUUUAAGAAUUUCUACAUAAUGACACUUUUUUCUAUAAGAUAUAUUACUUUUUUUAAAAGAGGUUACAACUUGAAGAAAAAUUAAAAAAAACAACAGAAAGAUCACGAAGCGCUGUUUUUGCAUAGAAAAGAAAUAAAACAAUGUUCAAAUAA
Messenger RNA from Bombyx mandarina (wild silkworm), 1339 nucleotides. RefSeq names its product nucleoporin 43 (gene Nup43). The record is from RefSeq and is a predicted model, not a curated record. Gene Ontology annotation, molecular function: protein binding. Gene Ontology annotation, cellular component: nuclear pore outer ring. NCBI's taxonomy places the organism in Eukaryota, Metazoa, Arthropoda, Insecta, Lepidoptera, Bombycidae.